AUGCACUCUGCCAUCACUCCAAGUAGGUAUCAGGCUUCUGAAUUGGUUGAAGCUGAAACAGGUCCUGAAGCAUGGUUCGCUAAGUAUUUGCCGGCAGAAAUGUUUCCACGCACUGCAAAUGUCUAUUCCAACGAGAGUCUCCUGGCAGUUGUAGUUAAACAGAUCCGUCAAUUUGCACAAGGUGUAUCACAAUUGAGUGACUUGAAAGUUGAUAGUCAUACCACCUACGAGCACAACACCAGCAUUGGCGAGUUCCAAGACUGUCUAGCUGAUGUACUGAGGGAAGAUUUACUUGUUAAGGUGAAACAAUCGGGGAUAUUCAGUUUGAUGUUUGAUGAAAGCAUGGAUGUUUCUGUGCAUCAAAAUUUGAUAAGCUAUAUUAGAGUGUUAGAAACCAAUGAUUUUGGGACAGUAGAGCCACAUACCUACUUUUUAGGCAUUAACCAAUUAAAUAGGGCAAAUUCUGAGAGUAUUUUUGGUAAGGUUUUGGAAAUGUUGGGCAAAAAGGGGAUUGACAUUUCAAAUUUGUGUGGAGUCAGUACUGAUGGGGCAGCUGUUAUGGUUGGGAAUAAAUCUGGGGUUGUCACAAGGUUAAAAAAUCAUGUUCCUGGGGUUCUAGCCACCCACUGCAUUGCCCAUCGCUUGGCUCUUAGUUGCAGUACUGGUGCAGACACCAUUCCCUAUUUGGUCAAGUUCCAGGAGAUUUUGAAUUCUAUUUACAAAUACUUCAAAUACUCCCCCAAAAACAUGUCAAGUCUUUCUGCUAUUCAGUCUAUCCUUCAAGGUCAAGCCAAAAGGUUUCAGGAAGUGUUUCAUACCCGUUGGUUAAGUUUUGAAGGGUCUGUAGAUGCCCUGGUCACAAAUUACCCAAGUCUCAUUUCUGUGUUCCUUGAAGAGAACUCUGGGAAGGCCUUGAGUCUCUACAAGCCUAUCACUACAUACAAGUUCUUGUAUGUUGCCCACUUCCUUUGUGAUGUCCUCAAGCCUCUGGCCAUCCUCUCCAAAAUGUACCAGAAAAAGGACUUGCAGUAUUCUGAGGUUUCACCCUUACUUACCUCUCCCAUUAGCAUGCUUGAGGAUCUUCGUGACUCUAAGUCUGGGGAAAGGUUACAAGGUUUUCUUAAGGUCGCCCCUGCAGAGCCAACCCUUGACUCUGAUGGUCUCUUUACCUUUGAGUUUGAAGGUCAUACAAUUAGGGACAGUGAAAAACAAAGAACAGAAUCUGUCAAUGUGUGUGAUCAGUUUGUUGACAGAAUGGUCAAAAGCUUAAAUGAUAGGUUUUCUGAUAAUGCUGAUGGGGCUAUUCUCACAUCAAUGAGCAACAUGUUCAAUCCCUUGCUCAAGGCCACAGGUCUUUCCAAUGAUUUAGAAACAAUCAGUGACUACUUAGGCUCUGUAGGUAUUGAGGGUUCCAAGUCUGAAUUAUCAGCUUUUGUUCAAUUCGCAAGGGCUACCCAUGACAGUGGGAACAGAUCUGUGACUGACACACACUCUUGUGCAAAUUUAGCAAUCAAAAACAAAUCAGUGUUCCCUGCUUCAGCUGAAGUAGCGGAGAGGUUUUUGGCACUACCUGUAUCCACAGCAGACUGUGAAAGAGGAUUUAGUAAGCAAAACUUAAUUAAAACUUCCCUGAGAAGUAAGAUUUGUGAAGACAAUCUGGAAAAUCUAAUGAUUUUAAGUGUAGAUGGACCAGAAAUCAGUAAAUUUGACUACAAAAGAGCAUUCAACUUGUGGGGAUCUAAGAAACAAAGAAGGAUUUUAAAGUGA
Mercenaria mercenaria is the source of this 1767-nucleotide messenger RNA. RefSeq names its product zinc finger protein 862-like. The transcript has 3 exons. Lineage: Eukaryota; Metazoa; Mollusca; Bivalvia; Venerida; Veneridae. The record is from RefSeq and is a predicted model, not a curated record. The coding region runs from base 1 to 1767 and encodes 588 amino acids. Gene Ontology annotation, molecular function: protein dimerization activity.